CAGACUGAGAGAGCGCGCGAGGUGGACACAGGAAGGAGGUUGACGCGAUUUCCGCAGGCUUAAACCGGGGAAAGUUGUUUCCUGAAGUUGAAGCUGUACUAGUGCUCAUUUCCACAUUAGUCUUAGUAAUUGUAAAAUGCCUUGCGCAAGUUCAUCGUCCGUCUGGUUUUGGUUGUGACAUUUUUCGUCUUCUGAUGGAAUUGUCUGGUGAAAGCAUGAGCUCAACGACAGAAGACACAGAAGGCAUCCUUCAGGCCCAAUUGACGGAGUGUCGCGCUCAAGUCGAACACUGGCAGGGUGUGGCGACCAUCUGUGAACUGAGCAAACGGGAGGAACUGGCAGAGCUGCAAAAACAAUGUGAUCAAGAGAUCCAGUCUCUUCAAGAGGCUCUCAGGGAAACAGCAGCACAAUACGAGUCCAGGAUAGCCUCUCUACUUGAAGGGAGGAGAGCAAGUAACCAGAAUGAGGCGAGUGGAAAGAAGGGCAAAAUGAACACAGAGGCCACCAGCAAUGAUUCUCAAACAUCACCAGACAGGUUACACGGCCAACAAGUAGACCCCGAACUUGUACCGGAGGGAGAAGCCUCACCGAUUGUGACGGAAGGAUAUUUUUCACUGCGGAACUGCGACUCGGCCUCGUUGUCCUCGUUCUCCGGAGACACACCCUCCCUACCUAGAAAGCUCCACGCUCAAGAAGACACAGACUCCCUGGUUUCAACAGGAACUCUGGUCCCCGAAGCCAUCUACCUGCCGCCAGCCGGCCAUCGGCUGGUUACUCAUAGCGACUGGGAUGCACUCAAUGCUCAGUUGUCAGAGUUGAGAGGAGAAGUGACUCGACUCUUAGAAGAGAAGGAGGAGUUGGAGAAAGAACUGGAAACGCAGACCAACCACACACACAAACAGGUAUCAGUGCUCCAGUCUCAAGUCCAGUCAUCAGAGGCCUUGCUUCAGGAAUUACAGAAAUCCCUCAGCCAGUCACAAACGUCAGUCCAGAGUCGACUGUCCGAGUUGUCGCUGUCCCAGAAAAAGGUGUGCAGUGAGCUGUCCAGGCUGAAAGGAGAUCCGGUUGAGGAUGAGGUAACAGGCUCAUCGCUCCCAGCAUCACGGCAGCAGGCGGCGCACUGUGAGGAGCGGCUCCGUAUUGAGAUUGUCAACCUGAGGGAGCGGCUUGACAUCCGAGCAGAGGAGAAUGAAAUGCUAGAAGUUCAGUUUUCUAGCUUAAAAACCGAGACCGAGAAGAUCCAGGCCCAGAAGGACCUGAUUCAGGAAGAGCUAAUAGCUUGCCGCAAUGAACUGGCGGCCCUGCGGGUGGCGCUUUCUCAUGUGCAGAGCAACAACAAAGUGCUCAAUAGUGAUAAUGAGGCCUUACAUGAGCAGUGCCUGGAGCUCCGCAGUCAAGUGAUCAGCCUGCGCUCUCAGGUUGACACCAGCCAGACUGUCCAGAGAGAUUUUGUUCAGCUCUCUCAAUCACUGCAGGUGAAACUGGAGUUAAUACGACAGGCGGAAUCUCUUGAUCAAGUCAGGGAGAUCCUGGAGGAGGGAAUGAGUGAUGCCGAUUCCUCGCCUGCAGACGCCUCAUGAGUCUGCUAUUACACUGACCAAGCCAAAAGAUGGACCAAUGAUGCUCGAGUAAGAACAGCAAUGUGCAAUUUUGAAGAGAAUGACAGUGUUCGCACAUAAACGCAGUCUUACACUAAACCAUGUUCUUAGGACAGAUAAUAUAUUUUAACAAUAAAACCUCAAAGGGGUUUAACAUGAAAUAUUUAGAAAGUUAGUGAUUCUUUCUCCUUGUUCCACUUCAUUAAAGCCCGAGGCAGCUCAGCAGUGCUCGAAAGCUAAUCAAUGUUUGAACUUUGUAAAUGAUGCAUAACCAACAAAACACACUAGCUCAUUAUUUAAACAUCCAAAGUCUAUAUUUUGACAAUGCACCCACUACAUAUCCACAGAUCCAGUGAUGGCUAUCUAAUUAUUUUUAUUAGAUUUCAUAGAGUUUAACAUGGUUUUCAAAUUGUUUUCUUAUGUAUGAACAUUUUGUAACCAUCUUUUGGAAAGCGGACGCAAUGCAAUAACGGUUCAUGAAGUGAUCCAAGUUUUUGAAGUGUUAGUCAUGUGUUUUUCUAAAAUAUUCUUAAUUUGUCUUAACUUUGUUAACUUUUGUCUUAUCAACCAAAAUGUUAUUUCCAGCAAAUGAUUGUUGUACUUUCAAUAUUGAACAUUUUGUGUUUGUGCAGAAAACACAUGGACACCAUGUAUGACACUUAGCAUUUUUGUUUGUCAAAAACACUAUUUGAAGAAAUAUCUUCAAAUGUCACUUUUAAUUCUACAUUAAAAUACAAUACAUAAUGAAUGCAUAAGAGCUGGAUAUUGUCAGUGAGCAGCAAUAAACUUUACUUACGAACUUUUA
This is a messenger RNA of Syngnathus typhle (broad-nosed pipefish), 2403 nucleotides long. RefSeq names its product rabaptin, RAB GTPase binding effector protein 2 (gene rabep2). Lineage: Eukaryota; Metazoa; Chordata; Actinopteri; Syngnathiformes; Syngnathidae. Bases 195 to 1580 code for a protein of 461 amino acids. Gene Ontology annotation, cellular component: intracellular membrane-bounded organelle. The record is from RefSeq and is a predicted model, not a curated record. Gene Ontology annotation, molecular function: growth factor activity; GTPase activator activity. Gene Ontology annotation, biological process: endocytosis. The transcript has 12 exons.